CACCACGGCGUCUGGUUUCGUAGGGGAAGGUUUAAGAAGCCUUCCCCAUAGCCGGACUUCCGCUUCCGGUCCUCGGAAUCUGUACGCGGUCGUUAUGGAGGAACCGGAGAUGCAACUCAAGGGAAAGAAAGGAGAUCACUCCAUCUGUUGUUUGGAGAUUGGACUGUUGGCAGAGCGGAAGCAGGGAGACCAGGAAGGAGCUGAAUCUGGCGUCCUGGCGAGAGGUGGCCAUGCCUGGACCAGCGUGGGCAGUGUAGUGGUAAGAAUAGUCACAGACAAGUUCACUGAGAGUGUCUAUGUCCUGGCCAAUGAGCCUUCCGUGGCCCUGUACCGGCUGCAGGAGCACGUGCGCCGCUCUCUGCCUGAGCUGGCCCAGCAUAAGGCCGACAUGCAGCGAUGGGAGGAGCAGAGCCAGGGAGCCAUUUACACAGUGGAGUAUGCCUGCAGUGCUGUGAAGAACCUUGUUGACAGCAGCGUCUACUUCCGCAGCGUGGAGGGUCUUCUGAAACAGGCCAUCAGCAUCCGGGACCACAUGAAUGCUGCCGCCCAGAGCCACAGGUAGCUCCGGGACCACCCGCUCCUGCUCUCAGCCUCCUCGCUCCCUGACGAACCACCCCUGCCCUCCUCAGCUUGAUCCCGGAAGAGACUUGGAGGUGCUUUGGCCCCUCUGGCUCAGGUCAGUGUCAAGUGGGGUCGUGAACCUCUGUACUCCAUGCUCUGAACUAACCCACCCUCUCGGUGUCCAAGAAGGGACCUGCUCGUCUAACCUCUUGGGCUUUCUCCCCGGGCUUGUAGGAUACUUUCAUCAGUGGGAGGCUUCGGGGUGGUAGGGACCUUCAGCCCUCUGCUAUGCAGGACGUGGUCAGCCCUCGUCUCCCUCGUGCUCUCUGUGCCAACUCCCUGCCCCUUCUCCAGGCCGCAGGCCCUGUCUCGAUCCCGUGUUCCCCCUGCCAAGACAGAAGGGGGGAGCCCACGUUUGGUUGUUUUACUCACACGCGUUCUCUCAGGCAGAGCCCAGCAUGAUGGCUACCCACCCAGCUCAGGAAUCUUCGCUGCACUGCUGGCCUCUGUGUGACCCUGAGAAAGUCCCUCCCCUCUCUGGUCUCUGCUUUGACCUUCCGUCAGAGUGGUUCAGCAGGCAGCAGAGGGUGCUGCUGCAUAGUGAUGUGUGUUGUAGCAAUCAGCUACUGCUGCAUGACAAACUAUCCCCAAACUUAGUGGUUGACAACCUUAGUCAUUUGGCUGCUUACAGUCCUGCGAUUUGGGCUGGGCUCAGCUGGGCAGUUUUUCUGGACUUAACAACUAUCUGGCACUCAUCAGAACUCAAAGGGGCUCAUAGUCAGAGGUGGCCUCGCUCACACAUCUGGAUCUGGACCCGUGCCGUCAGCAGCAGGGGGUCCGUUCCCCUCUGCGUGGCCUCCCCAGCAGGCCGGCCUAGGCUUCUCCUGGUGACCGGGUGCCCAGAGGGCAGCCCCCGUGUGCCUGUGCCCAUCCGACCUCUUCUUGCUUCACACUGCGGAUGCUCCAUUGGUCGAGGCCAGCCACGUGGCCAGGCCAAGAACCUGAUGGGAGAGGACUGCAGGAAGGCCUCAAUACCGGGAGGUGUGAUCGACUGUGUGAGGAGAGCAUGGUACCAAGAAAGGCCUGGCACGUUGUUACUCGGCGCCCAUGUAGGGCCGACCCCGGCAGAUCGGCGGCAUCUGAGGGACUUGCUGAGCUCUGGCUGUUGUAGUUCUCAAAGCCCCGCCCACUUGCCAGGCACUGCAAUGGCCCUCUGUGCCACAGAGGCCCUCUCAGAGGGCUUGGGAGGCAUGAGUGGGAUGGGGCCUCCACAGCCCCCGAGCCACAGUCUCCAGAGACAAGAGGCAGCAGAAUUCAUGUGUAUGCAGUUGAAGUACUUUUUGAGCACCUGCUGUGUACCAGGCUUAGCUCUCCGGCUGGGGGUAGUGAGGAAUCCCGCUGGCUGUGGGAGCAUCCAGCAUCUGGGAGGACUUGGGGCAGGAGGGGCUACCAAGAGGGUCAGCAACUCACCCCAAUGGCCCACGCAGUGUUGCCCACCAGCCCUGGGCCUACACCCCACCAUCUCUCCACUCCCUUCUCCUUGCCCUCGUCACUCCCACCAUCCAGCCUCAAGGACACCGCCCUGCUGCCCUCCCCACACCCUGUUGUCAUCUGUCCCUCUGCUGCUGCGCCCCCUUGGAAUAAAAUUCUCUGUGGCUUCUCCUGA
Molecule: messenger RNA, 2227 nt
Organism: Felis catus (domestic cat)
Lineage: Eukaryota; Metazoa; Chordata; Mammalia; Carnivora; Felidae
Gene: BORCS8
Product: BLOC-1 related complex subunit 8
Exons: 6
Coding region: 95-562 (155 amino acids)
Cellular component (GO): BORC complex
Source: RefSeq, a predicted model, not a curated record